This is a messenger RNA of Scheffersomyces stipitis CBS 6054, 2778 nucleotides long. It is a transcript of the gene GPI7, whose product is annotated as mannose-ethanolamine phosphotransferase. Bases 30 to 2735 code for a protein of 901 amino acids. Gene Ontology annotation, biological process: GPI anchor biosynthetic process. NCBI's taxonomy places the organism in Eukaryota, Fungi, Ascomycota, Pichiomycetes, Serinales, Debaryomycetaceae. The transcript has a single exon. The record is from RefSeq and is a predicted model, not a curated record. Gene Ontology annotation, cellular component: endoplasmic reticulum membrane.
CUGCCAUCUUGCAACUAUAUUGACGGCUGAUGGGUCUGACGUCUUUAGCCACACGCUGGGUCGUGCAAUUGCUUCUUAUAGGUGCACAUAUUGCCGGACUCUUGCUUUUUUUCCGCGGCUUCUUUCCUUCGAAAGUAGUACUUCCAGGUUUCGGCAACUUCCACAAUGGGGCAUCUCCGUUUGCUGAACGAGGCAAACCUCAGUUCGACAAGGUCAUUGUCAUGGUUGUAGAUGCUAUGAGAGCAGACUUUUGCUACUCACAGGAACAUUCUCAUAUGACUUUUCUUCACGAGUUGAUCAACGACGGUAAAGCUGUUCCAUUCACUGGGUUUUCCCAUCCCCCCACAGUGACUCUACCCAGACUCAAAGGUAUCACCACAGGAGGCACGCCUAACUUUUUGGACGCAAUUCUUAAUGUCGCUGACGACAAGGACCAAUCGCAGGGCUUGCUUUCGCAGGACUCGUGGAUCUACCAGUACAAGAAGUUGGGUAAAAGCAUCAACUUCUAUGGUGACGAUACCUGGUUGAAGUUGUUUCCUGGCCAGUUCGACAAGGUCGAGGGAACCAACUCUUUUUUUGUCAGCGACUUCACGGAAGUUGAUCUCAAUGUCACGAGACAUUUGACGGAAGAACUCGACAGACAGCAAUCGCGUUGGGACGGCUUGAUUUUGCACUACUUAGGUCUAGACCAUAUUGGCCAUAAGGGGGGCCCGAACUCUGUCUUCAUGAAACCGAAGCAAGAGGAAAUGGAUAGCGUGCUUCGAAGAUUGUAUGAAUAUGCUGAAACUUCUCAGAAACGUAAGGAGAGUGUUCUUAUUGUCCUUAUGGGAGACCAUGGGAUGAACGAAAUAGGAAACCACGGUGCAUCUUCUGUCGGUGAAACCAACGCAGCGUUGCUGUUUAUUUCACCCAAGUUUAACCACAAAAAUGAGCAAAAAGCUCCAUUAGCUGAUUCUCCAGAUUACUCGUACUACUCUUCGGUAAGUCAAAUCGAUUUGGUGCCUACUUUGGCUGGACUUUUGAACUUUCCAAUUCCUAAGAACAGUUUGGGGAUUAUCAUCAGAGAGCUUUUAGAGCUUUGGCCUAGUGAAAAGCAGAAGUUGGCCAUUUUGAUGGAAAACUGUAACCAAUUCAUGGAUUUGUUUUCUGCAAAACACGAUAAGCUGGAACACUUGGAUGUGUGGGAGAAAUGGAGUCAAUUGCAAGAUUCGAAGGUAGUUAGUUCUAUUGAUGAUCACUUUGACUUCUUGUUAAAGGUACAAGAUAUUUUGGCAUCUGCUGCUACGAACUAUAACUAUGAUGAUAUGUGGACGGGAUUUGCUUUGACUGUUGUUUCGGCUGUAGUUACGUUGAUUACGUUCAAUUCGUACUUCUUGAAACAGUCUGAAAAUUCUUUCAAGUUAGCCCAAUAUUUCCAGUUAUUUGCCAUAGUGUACUCGCUACAUUUCCAUGGUUCUUCACUAAUUGAAGAAGAACAUCAGCUCUGGUGGUUCUUUACUGUCUUGAGUUUUGUAUAUCUAGCUUUCACAUGUUUCGUUUUGAACAGAACCAAUGCCUUCUAUUGGAGUUUGAUAUUCAUUGGAAUAAGAAUCAUCAGAUCAUGGAACAAUAGUGGUCAAAAAUACUCAUCGUCCAACACGAUUUCAUACUACUUGCUCAAUGAAAACAGCGACUUGUUGUGGGCGUUAAACUUGAUCACUUACUUGGUGACCACAGUAGCCAUUUUUGCACAAGGAAGAAUUGUCGAGUGUUUAAGUAUUCUUAACGAUUCACAAGGCAGAAAUUCAGAUUUCCAGCAAGCAGGAAAUUUGUUGUCUUUUGUCCUUAUCUUUGUAGCCAGCUCUAUUUCGUUCCUGUUCAAAGUAUGCCAAUACUACAAUGAUGGCUAUGAUGUACCUGGUUGGCUCAAUUUCUUGUUUAAAUGGGUGUUGAGUUCAUAUGAUGUCGAUAUCAAAUCGUUAAACGACCCUGAUUUCAAGUUCCAAUUACAGGACCUAAAUAUUCUGAUUGCCAGACUAAGUGGCUACUUCAUUUUGGGCAUCUUGGGUCUUAGAAUUGUAGCAGGAAAGAUCAAGAAGCUUAGCUCUGGAAUCAUCACGGACAUGAUUAACAUUUCCACCUUGUAUUUAUUACAGCAGUCCAAAUAUGAAAAUAUUCCGAUGUUCCUUACCUUCAUGUUGAUCAAGUUUGCCUUCACCAAGUUGGUUGUGUCAGUUCAAGUUAAAGGGGUUGACAUUGAUCAGCUCAUUGCAAUCUGUGCAAUUUUCACCAUUUGCAUGCAAAAUCUUUCGUUCUUCUGCUUGGGAAACACAAACCUGUUGGCCACUGUAGAUUUGUCCAAUGCAUACAACGGAAUCAAAUCGUAUGAUGUUAUCCCGGUGGGUGUUUUGACAUUCUUGUCGAACUUCGUAGCUCCAGUGUACUGGUCUCUCUCGGGACUCCAGAUAUUCUUCGAGCCAUCCAGAGUUUUGUUCAACAGUGAGUUAGCGUCCAAAGACUUGAUCAACUUCCUGUUCUUACGCAAAUCGGUUUUCUUGGUGAAAUCAAAUGUGACAUUAGUUUUCUAUGCUAUUGCUGCUGUCAACCUUCUUGGUUCUUGUAUUAAUUUGAGAUUUCACUUAUUUAUUUGGACGGUGUUCUCACCAAAGUUGUUGUACUUUGCCAGUUGGUCUGUGUUGGUCAACUUCUUUGUCGACUUGGUGGUUGCAUUCGUCAUCUUAUUUAUUUUUUACUAAUAUCUUCUACUAAUAUUCUGGAUAAUAAAAGUUAAUUCGCUUC